AAAUCUUCUAAAAUUGAUAUCAUUUGCUGUUUUCUGUAAAUCUUUCUGUUUUUGUAACUCAUAUCUUCAAUGAUACAUAUGGAAUCCGUUCAUGGUUUCAAACAGUCGAAUAAAAAUCAAGGAAUUCUUAUUUCACCUGGUUCUGUUUCAUCUUAGGAAGGUUACAACGAGGUUAGAUCCAAACAUCGUAACGAUCCAGCAGUGAUGGAUAAGCUAUGUGAGAAAUUGAAGUCGAAAACUCCAGUCAAACAUGCACCCAAAGAACUAGACAACAAGAUUGAAGGGGUUACAACACGCCCUGAUUCUGAUACAUAUCGUUUAUGUAUCAGCUUAUCAUGUAUCAAGUGCUAACUCUUUUGAUACAUAGUGUUUUUUUAAAUGCCAUUUUUUUGGAGAUUUACUACUUCUGAUACACCGUGUUUAAGUGUCAGUUUCUAUUGUAUCAAGUUUUAAUGAUUCUAAUACAUCUACAUUUAUAUAUCAGAUUAUAAUUUAUAAAGCCUUAUUGCUUCUGAUACAUCUUCUGUAUGUAUCAAAAUCUCAUGUAUCAAAUAUUUUAAUGCAUAUGAUACAUCGUAUUUAUGUAUAAAGUUCAAGUUGUAUUUAACCAUUUUUUAUGUCAAUGCAGGAAAUGAAAAUACGUCAUCAAGAACAUCCCAUCCCACCCAUUAAGAUUCGGUACGGCAUAUAGGGCUAAUUUUCUUGAUGAUUUUGAAUCAUCAAUAGGUGAAGAAGGUAUAAAGUUAUUUAGGCAAUCCAUAUUUGGUCACUACUUAGAUAUGCCAAACUGCAAUUUUUAAGGACAAAUCAUCAAAUGCCUCUUACUACUUAAGGUAGAGCAAAAAAAACAAAGAAGAAUUGCAUAUUCGUCACGUGCAGGGUAAUAUACUCCGAUUUAUAAUAAAGGAUUUUGCCAUCAUUACUGGUUUGCGAUGUACCGGUAAUAUUAAUGACUUUCGAUACUCUGAUGACCCAACAAGUAGAUUAUUGUCUAUAUAUUUUCCUGGUACAAAAAAUGGGGUCAACAAAGUUCAUUUCGUUGAGCAUUUUCUGGUAGGAGGAUGGAAAACAAAUGAAGACGCUUUUCAGAUGGUCAUUCUCUACUUCAUCCAUACUUUUGUUUUUUCUCAACUAGGUGAUGCACCUAUAUCUGUUGAUGAUUUUAAGAUGGUAUAAGAUGGUAGGUAUGAGCAAUACUCAUGGGGGAAAAUAACAUUUUUCAAAUUGAUAAAAGGAAUGAGGCAGGAGUUUUCAAAUGCCAAACAAAUAUAUCAUCUAGGCGGCAUGUCAUACGCUCUGAAUGCAUGGAUAUAUGAAUGUGCAUCUCAAGUGCCCUCUGAAAUUGUUGUAAGAGUGGGUAAUAAAAUUCUUAGAAUUCUUAACUGGCGUGUUGUUGCUGUGAAGCCAAAAUUUGAGACCUUCAUGUCUACCAUCUUCAGUAAGUAUCGAUGCUCCAACAUUGUGCUAUCUCAACAUGAAAUAAAAUCUAUUAUCAUUCAUGGCAGCCAACAUCAAUCUGAAGUUUCUACAUCAGCUGCCAAGGUCAAUUUCAAAAAACCUCAUGAAGUCCCUGAAUUUGAGGACUUUUCAACAACACCACCCACAGAAUUAUUAAAAAGAUCCAGUCAUGUUGCUAAUACAUCUUUUCCACCUCCUUUCAAAAUAAUGAAGACUACCCCUACUAAAGAGCCAAUUUAUGUAGAAACAGCCAACAUGCAUAAGGAUGUCAUACCACCAAAUGAAUAAGAAAAGUCUGUUUCUCCUAAAAAUGUACCAGCGGCGAAGUCAGUGGUAGGAGGUGAAUCUUCCGAUCAUUCGGAGCAAAAUAUUCAUAUGCAAUUCAAAGUUGAGAAAACAUUUGGGCUCCAUGGGUGGAAGGACCCAUGGAUGAAAACCCACAUACCUUAGAGAGGAACUUUAAGAAGAAUUGGAGAAGUCUUGAUGUUAGGUCUUCAAUAAGGAACCUUGAAUCCUUUGAGUUUGAGAGAAGAAUUGGAGGGGAUGAUUUGAGAGAGAGAUGAGGAUGAAGUUUAGGGUUUUGGGGAGGUGAAAGUCUGAAAAUAAUGACCCAAAACGCGUCCAAGUUCGUAUAUAUGUUAUUACGUAACUUUCCCAAGAUGCCCCUACCCAAGUCUGGAAACUAGACAAGUCCAUGACAGGUCCACUAUGCGGACUUGUCACACACCUCUGUGGUCGACAAAAAAACAAAAUCUGGAAAAACUGGGCAAGUUCGCGAUAGGUCCGCGACUCAGACUUGUCGCGCACCCUUCUGGUAGACUAAGCAUAACUUUUUCUCUGAACUCCAAAAACUGCAAUUUUGGUGGCGUUGGAAAGAAGACUCAAAGACCUUUAAUUUGAUAGCUUAUGGGCAAUCUAAUUCAUUAUAUUCUAAGAGAUAUUGUUGUUUGAAGUUGACCAUUAUACGAACUCAUACAAAAACUUAGCCGAUAGAAAUUCUUUGGACUCGGCUUCAUUUUAGAGAUCUCUUGUGACCCUAAACCACAUCUAAUACUCUUCAAAUACUUAGGAAUUGAUCCUAACUUAUAUAUUCAAUUAAAAGUCAAUGAUUUCUAUCCUAUACGCAUAUGAAGAAUGAUCGGGUCUUGGUGUAGAAAUACUUGGGGUGUUACAAUCUUUUUGUUCAAUUGAUUUUUCACUUCGUUCUUCUA
This is a messenger RNA of Solanum dulcamara, 2669 nucleotides long. RefSeq lists its product as uncharacterized. NCBI's taxonomy places the organism in Eukaryota, Viridiplantae, Streptophyta, Magnoliopsida, Solanales, Solanaceae. The record is from RefSeq and is a predicted model, not a curated record. The transcript has 2 exons. Bases 1237 to 1746 code for a protein of 169 amino acids.